AUGGCAGAGGAAAUAUAUGCAAAUGCUGAUGAUCUUGAGAUGAGCUCCCAAGAAAAGGACAAAAGUACAUGUGCCAAUGCCAGGCCUGAAGAUGCUGUAGACUCCAACCCUUCUGCAGCUGUGAGGAACUACUCCAGAUGGACUAUUGGGGGUCUGGGGAUGUUGUGUGUUCUACUGCUUGCACUUGGUAUAGGUGUGACUGUUCUAUACAUGAAGGAGAGAGAUCAGCUACAAGACAUCAGCAUGGAGAGAGAUCAGCUACAGGCUGAGAAGCAGCAGCUGCUAUCCAGCUAUGAUGACAUCAGCAUGGAGAGGGAUCAGUUACUGGCCAAUAACACCAACCUGACCAGGCAGGUGGAACAGCUACAUGCCACCGAGAUCAAGCUCCAAGACAGAAUCUCUAAAUUGACCAAGCCAUGUCCUUCAGGAUGGCUCUAUCAUUUCAACACCAAAUGCUACCGCUACCAUAACACAGCAAAAACCUGGUCUGACAGCAGAGCACACUGUCAGAGCCAAGGAGGAGACCUGGUGGUCAUCGGCAGCAGGGAGGAGCAGGUCUUCAUUCAUGGACUAGCCAGAGGGAAAACUGUCUGGAUUGGACUGAAGAGGGUGAAUGGAAAAUGGAAAUGGGUGAAUAACGAUGAAGCAUCCACCACUUUCUGGUAUGACGGGCAACCAGAUAAUGGCGGAGAGGAAUGUGGGGUUCUUGACUCAAGUGGUAACCCCUUGAGCAGCUGGCAUGAUUACUAUUGCAGUACGGAGCAUGCCGUCCUCUGUCAGAUUUCUUCUUACAUGUAG
Molecule: messenger RNA, 798 nt
Organism: Engraulis encrasicolus (European anchovy)
Lineage: Eukaryota; Metazoa; Chordata; Actinopteri; Clupeiformes; Engraulidae
Product: CD209 antigen-like protein E
Exons: 1
Coding region: 1-798 (265 amino acids)
Source: RefSeq, a predicted model, not a curated record